AUGAAUUUCAUUAAAACCAAUAAAAUUAUUGUACUAUUUUUAUUUCUUUAUUUACUAUUUAUUCAAUUGGGAGAAAGUUUUUUAUCCCGUUAUAAUCUCAAAGAUCUUAAUGUAAUAAGAAAACGUGGUUUACCUUUUGGCGCUACAAUGAUACUUGCUGAACAAUUAGAAAAGUUAAAUGAAUACAAUAAAAAAGAACGUGUAACAGAACAUUAUAGAAUCCCUUCUGAUCCUAAAUCAUAUGGAUGA
This is a messenger RNA of Strongyloides ratti, 249 nucleotides long. RefSeq lists its product as hypothetical. NCBI's taxonomy places the organism in Eukaryota, Metazoa, Nematoda, Chromadorea, Rhabditida, Strongyloididae. The transcript has a single exon. The coding region runs from base 1 to 249 and encodes 82 amino acids. The record is from RefSeq and is a predicted model, not a curated record.